GAGAGCCCAUGCUCCUUCCGAGGGUGUCAUUCCCACCCUUGCAUUGUGCGCUCUGUCCUGAGAAACGAUUUACCAAGCGCUGCGACGACGCACCUGACUGCCUCAUUGGACGGACAUAUGCGCCCCAGCAGCAGGGAAGGAAUCAGUGUUCCCGAGUCACAACAAUAGACCAGAGCAGCCUCAUUUCAUCUACAAUAGCAGCAGCGAAAUCAUUACAGAAUGGCUGUGGAGCUGUAUGACUCACAGUACCUGCUGAUCCUGGCACCGUCUCUGGUGGUUGCUCUGAUUUUCCUGUUCUUUUGGCUCUUCAUGAAAGAGACAUCAUAUGACGAGGUCCUGGCACGCCACAAAACUCAGUUCAAGUACCCGAGUGUGCGUCCUGAGGUUCGCAAGAAAAAUGACAGGAAGAAGAGUAAGAAGAAGGAAGGAGGUGGAGGAGGUGGUGGAGGAGGUGGUGGGGAGUCAGAAGAGGAGAUGCGAGAUGCCGACACACCUGAGGCUAGCGCCAGUGCCGUGUCCGAGGAGGAGGAGGAUGUGGUUGCUAGUGUAACGCCAGUAGUGACCGCAACUGCACCUGUUCAGGCAGAGCCAGCUGCUGGGCUAAGGAAGAGGAGGGAGAGAAAGCAGAAAACCGCUCCAAGCGCGGUAGCUCCAGCAUCCGAGGAGCUAGACGUCAACAGCUCUAAGCCUUUACCCAUAAGCAAGGCAGACCCACCACCACCAGUUGUCAAGCAAUUAACUCCUCCUCCACAGCAAAACCGCCCUCCAACCAAAUCUGAGACUGGAAGUAAGAAGAAGGCAAAGAAACUGAAGACAGAGACAGCAGAAGAGCCUGCAGGUGAAAUUAAAUCACAUCUACCACCACCUGUUGCCAAAGAAUUGACUGCAGUUUUGGCUGAAGUGAAAUCCCAGGAGCCUGUUCCUUCCCCAGGGAAUAACAGCACCCCACCACCAGUUGCUGCUACAGCAGGAGGAGGUAGCAGUGGGAAGAGGAAGAGCUCAAAAAAGCAAAAGACUGAAUCAGUAGUAGCGGUGGACAAUGCCCCUCUUCAGGCAGCGGUUCCUCCUGGUGAUUCAGUGGUUCCUGACAACCACCAGAGCAGUUACAAUGAGAAUGCCCCCUCUCCUACAUCGGGCCCUGUUCGCACAUCUACUAAACAAAGCAAGAAGCAAAAGAACGAGACCGACAGGGAGAACUCUGAGAUGAAACUGAAGGAGCUGCUCACUGGACUGAGUGGCUUGGUGAUGUCCGACGCAGAGGUGCUUAGUGUAGUCUCCAUGCUACACGAGAGGAGCCCUGGAGCUAUGGAGUCUUGGUAUAAGACUGCUACUAAGAAUGAUCCCUCAGUGCAGCAGCAACAAGAACGAGAACGGCUGUUGAACACAUUCCAGGAGGAAGCCUGCAUUGCCAAAGAUAAAGUCAAGCAGCUCUCACAGGAGUUGCAGUUGGAGAAACAAAAGAACGGCCGUGUAGAAGCUAUGAUAAGGGAGCAACGGGCUGCCAUGGAGAAAGAACUAAAUGUCAUUCAGGCAAAAUCACAGAACAGCUAUCAAGAGCUAAACAACUACCAAAUCAAGCACUCCCAGAUGAGGGAGCAGCUAGAGACCCAGAUCGCCAGGCUAACACAGGAGAAUGGGAUCUUGAGAGAUGCGGUCAGCUCUGCCACCAACCAGAUGGAGUCCAAGCAAUCUGCUGAACUUAACAAGCUGCGCUCCGAGUGUUCAGGCCUGGUGAAGGAGCUAACGGAGAACAGUACCAAGCUGCAGCAAGAGGAGCUUCAAAGGAAGAAUCUGGAGGUCAACUAUAAGCAGAAUGUCUCUCAGCUUGAGGUUCAGUUACAAGAUGCUAAGCGUCGCUGGGAGGAGCUUCAGAACUACCUUCACAGUGUCAACACAGAAAGAGAGAAGCUGCAGGCCACUAAACAAGAGCUGCAAAACCAGCUGAUGACAUUGGAGACCGAUCUGAAUAACAAGAACAAGGAGAUCCAGAACCUCCACAGCAGCCUCACUGACACCAUUGUUUCUAAAGAGCAGGUUGAGCAGAAGGUCAUGCAGCUGCUGGAGGUUUCUCAGCACAGCCUUCCUGAUGAGUCACUGCAGCAACAAGUACAGGAUCUUUUGAAUGACAACAAAUCCCUACAGCUCCAAAUUGAAAGUCUCAAGUCUACCAUUAACACUCAGGCCACCACAAUGUCUCAUUUCGAAGAACUCCAGAAGCUAUUGGCUGAGAAGGAGCAACAAAGGAAGAGUCUUGAGGAUUCUCUCAAUGCAGAAAGAACUAGUGGAGCCAGCAGAGAAACUAACAUGCAGGCUAUUCACAAUGAGAACAUGAGCCUGAAGGCAGAGCUUCAGCAACUGCAGUUACAGAUUUCUGAGCAGGCCUCCUCUCAGAUGGCAGUGGAGCAACUCCAGAUGAGUCUCCAAGAAAAAGAAAACAAGAUCAAAACAGUGGAGUCUGUCUUGGAGGCAGGCCUCAUUGAGAUGGCCAACAAGGAGGAGGCACUGAAGGUGGUGAGGGAAGAGAAUGAAACACUCAAAGACAGAGUAGAGGCUCUGCAGCAGCAGACUACAAUACAGGCAUCAUCAGAAUCCGCUCUGGAUGAACUCCAGAGACAGCUCCAGGAGAAGGACAUGCAGAUCAAAUCAGUAGAGGAGUGUCUACAGAAAGCUAUGGACAGUGGAGCAAGCAAAGAAGAAGCCAUAGAGGUUUUGGAGAAACAGCUGGAGACCCUAAGGGUUGAAGUAGAUCAGCUCAAAGAGAGAGAAUUACAAGAGAAAGUCCCUGACCUUCAACCCCAGAUUCUGGAUCUUCAGACACAGCUGUCUGCCAAAGAUUUGGAGCUGCAGGCCCUUCAGAAGGACAUGGAAGAGAAAGCAAAGCAUGCCGAUGAAAUGCAGCAGCAGCAGAGUCAAGCUAAGGCAAGUCAGGAGCUGCUCAUAGCGUUGACGGAGAAGAACCAACAGAUGUCUGACCUACAGGCCGAGAUUGUAGAGCUGAGGGAGAUGGUGGAACUCCACAAGAAGAAGAAUAACGAGCUUCGUCAGAAAAACUGGAGCGCCAUGGAGGCGCUGUCAGCCACAGAAGCCAUGCUGCAGGGAAAACUCAGCCGGAGCACUCAGGAGCAUCAGACCGCAGUGGAGUCUUUAGAAGCUGAAUGUAGGGCAACACUACACAGGCUCCUUCCUCAAGUUCCCCUCCCUUCUGAACAGAACCAUCAACAGUGGCUGCAGAACUUUGAAAGGGCAAUGGCAGAAGUUGAGGCCUCUGCACCCAAGAACCCAGAUCCUUUAGCUACAGGGGAUGCCCAGCAUGCCAUGUUGGAAAAGCUUAGAGAAGCAGAAGAGGCCCAUAAGGUGUUGCAGAAAGACUGUGAUACUUACAAAAAAGUGUUGGCAGAGACGGAGGGCAUCCUCCAGAGACUACAGAAUAGUGUGGAGCAGGAAGAGUCUCGCUGGAGGAUGAACCUGGAAAUGACACAAACAGAGCUGAAAGAGUUGAGGAAAGAGAAGGAGCAUUUGGGGGAAGAACUUGAGCAAGCUGGACGCGAGAGUUCCACCUAUCUAUCGGAAAUCCAAGAGUUGAAGACUCAACUUACCGAAGCCAUUCGCAAGCUGGAGGCAGAAGAAAGCGAACGACAAGAAGUCACUGGGGAUCUCUCUAAGGCACAACAAUCCCUGGAGCACAUCCAGGACAUCAUAAAGGAGGCUGGGCAAGAUAAUGUGUUGGAAAAUAGCAGCCUGACCACACCAAUGGAGGACAUGGACUGCAAAGAGAAGAUGUUGGCCGGCAUGAAGCAAACGGUUAAGGAGCUCCAGCUUCACCUGCAGUCGGUUAAGAAACAGCUCACUAAGGCCCAAUUAGGGGUAGCAGGGGACAAAGACUCAACUGGGGUGUAAUUUAGAGAAGGAAAGCGGAGUUGUAGACUAGCCCUGUGCAACAUCUACUCCUGUCAUUGAAACUUGGAUAAGACCUACUCCCUUUCUUCAUGGUCUCUUCCUUUGCUGUCACUCUCAUGUUUGGUUUGUUUAUAGUGCAGCCAGACGCCCUUCAACACAUGUAAAAGCAUUUGGAUGUUAGCGGUCCCUUUUUCCUUUGAAGAGAAGCCAUGGCCUGGGCUUAUGGCUUCAUAAACAUGGGUCUAUGGACUGGCUCAGAAAAGAUGUACUCACACUGGAUUACAAACUACACACUCCAGUUUUCUUUCUUUUCUCAUGCACUUUCUUUCCUUGGGUCAUGUGGUUGCAGAACAGAUACCCUCAUUCUAUUUAACACACACACAUACAUGCACACAGACAUCUUUCAGCUGCUAGCUGAAGCAGAGGGCACUGAUCACAUUAUAUGAAUUAACAGAUCUAUCCUAUCCCUUUGAGUUCCUACUCAUCCAGUUAUGUUACUUGUCCACAGUAGACCUUGAAAAAGCAGGCAUCCAGGUGAUACAAUCUACCUUAACCUGCAGUUGUGGCUGUAUUUAUUUACUUCCACAAAACUUAGCCACAUUAGGAAUCCACCCCUAAAUAAUUGACUGGUAGGAUUUUUUAGUUGUUGAUUAUAGAGCCAAGGAGAUUACCAGAAUGUUUUUUUAAAGCGUCUAUUUUAGUUGAAACUAUUUUAAAACAGUAAUAUAAAGUGUCACAUUCACCAGGUUUGAGAGGACUCCUGAGUCCUUUUAGGAAUGGUGUAUCAUCCAUUGUCCUUCAGAUGUCAUUCAGUAAUCCUAAUGUGGGGAAAUACAUUUUCAAUUGCGUAUGGUUGUUUUUGUUGGUGAUUUAUUGCAGCUUAAAUAAUUGGGGUGUCAGAUAGAGAAAGGUAUAGAUUUCUCUGUGUAAAUUGACUUGAUCUAACAAAAUGAGAGAGAGCGAGAGAGUUGUCUGUCUGUAACGCAACACUUGCUUCACUGUUACUAAUUUCAUUAACACUCAAGGUUUUUUUUUUUUUUUUUGUAAAACAGGUGACCGUUAUUAAAAGGGAUGCUUGAUAAUAUAUAUAAUUAUA
Molecule: messenger RNA, 4993 nt
Organism: Alosa sapidissima (American shad)
Lineage: Eukaryota; Metazoa; Chordata; Actinopteri; Clupeiformes; Clupeidae
Gene: ktn1
Product: kinectin 1
Exons: 34
Coding region: 220-3897 (1225 amino acids)
Biological process (GO): microtubule-based movement; protein transport
Cellular component (GO): endoplasmic reticulum membrane
Molecular function (GO): kinesin binding
Source: RefSeq, a predicted model, not a curated record